Messenger RNA from Aspergillus aculeatinus CBS 121060, 1683 nucleotides. RefSeq names its product cytochrome P450. The coding region runs from base 88 to 1683 and encodes 531 amino acids. The record is from RefSeq and is a predicted model, not a curated record. Lineage: Eukaryota; Fungi; Ascomycota; Eurotiomycetes; Eurotiales; Aspergillaceae. The transcript has 4 exons. Gene Ontology annotation, molecular function: monooxygenase activity; oxidoreductase activity, acting on paired donors, with incorporation or reduction of molecular oxygen; iron ion binding.
CCAAGAUCUCCACUAGCUCACAGCGUGGUUUCUAUUCUUGUGUUUCUCCUCGCUAGCCAGUUUUCACAGCUGAAACACCCCGACAAGAUGCAACCGAUCGUGUGGCUGCUGGGUGGGGCGAUAGCCCUCCUCGUGGUUGUCCUCCGUGCAGCCUGGACCUAUGGACACCGAACCAAGGACAUGCCUAGCGGGCCUCCGACACUACCCUUCAUUGGCAAUGCGCAUCUCAUCCCCAAGUCUUACACGCACAUUCAAUUCACCGCCUGGGCCCGCCAGUAUGGCGGCCUGUACAUGCUCAAGGUGGGCAACAGCAACAUGGCGGUGGUGACCGACCGCCGCAUCGUCAAGGAAGUGCUGGACAGCAAGAGCUCGCUGUACAGCCACCGACCGCAUUCGUUCGUCUCACACGAGCUCAUCACUCAGGGCGACCACCUGCUGGUGAUGCACUACGGCCCCAAGUGGCGCACCUUCCGCCGCCUGGUGCACCAGCAUCUGAUGGAGUCGAUGGUCGACAGCCAGCACCUGCCCAUCGUCAACGCCGAGGCCAUCCAGCUGGUGCGCGACUACAUGCUCGACCCGGCGCAUCACAUGGCCCACCCGAAGCGGUUUAGCAAUAGCAUCACGAAUUCAAUUGUAUUCGGCAUCCGCACGGCCGACCGCCACGGCAGCAACAUGAACCGGCUGUACACGUUGAUGGAGCAAUGGUCGGAGAUCAUGGAGACGGGGGCCACGCCGCCCGUGGACAUCUUCCCGUGGCUGAAGCGGCUGCCGGAGGCGCUGUUCGGCCACUACGUGACGCGGGCGCGGGCGAUCGGCGCGCAGAUGGAGACACUGUACGAGAACAUCCUGCAGCGGGUGGAGAAGCGCCGCGCCGGCGGGGUGCACCUGGACACCUUCAUGGACCGGGUGAUUGCGUCCCAGGACCGCAACCAGCUGCCGCGGCACCAGCUGGCCUUUAUCGGGGGCGUGCUGAUGGAAGGCGGGUCGGACACCAGCUCCAGCCUGACACUCGCCAUCGUGCAGGCCCUCACCCUGAACCCGGAGGUGCAGCGCAAAGCCCACGCCGAGAUCGACGCGGUCGUCGGCCACACCCGCUCCCCCGUCUGGGACGACCUCGCCCGGCUGCCGUACAUCAACAUGAUCAUCAAGGAGGGCCACCGGUGGCGGCCGAUCCUGCCGCUGUGCUUUCCGCAUGCCCUGGGCCAGGAUGAUUGGGUGGACGGCAAGUUGCUGCCCAAGGGGACGAUGGUCGUCGUCAACACUUGGGGGAUGCAUAUGGAUCCGGACCAUCGGCUGAACCAGAAGUAUGAUCCUGCGAAGUUCGUGCCCGAGCGGUUCGCGGAGCAUCCUGCGCUGGCGCCGGAGUAUGUGCCGGGUGCGUGGGAGAAUCGCGAUCACUAUGGGUAUGGGGUUAGUCGGCGGAUCUGUCCGGGGAUUCACCUGGCGGAACGCAAUAUGUUUCUGGCGAUUGCGAAGCUGCUGUGGGCGUUUGAGUUCCAGCCGGGUAGUGAGGGGGAGACGUGUGAUAGCGACCCGGUGACGGGGUAUCAACAUGGCUUUCUGUACUGUGCUAAGCCCUACGGCACUCGACCGGUGCUUCGCAGUGAGAGUAUACGGGAGACGGUCGAGCGCGAGUUUGCCCUGGCACAACGGGAGGUGUUUUCGACAUUCACGGAGGGGUGA